AUGAGCGUCGCGUACGAACCCAGAUCGUUUAUCCACGAACAACCCUACCCUUUGAUCGGCGACGACGAGCACGACCCUGGCGCUGAUCAGCGCUUUACCGACUCCGAUGUUGCCGAGCACCUCAGCCAUUACACGGCCGAUGCCAGCCUGCUCCAAGAUGACCGCGAUCUCAUGGACGAGCGAGCCCUACUGCACGAUCCUUCGGACGGGCCCGACGGUACCCGACUAGACCUCGGCGUUGCAGACUUCUCGUCGCCUCUCGAGGUGCCCAUGUCGGCGCCCGACAUGUCACCCGCGCUUCCCGACAGCAAAGACCCGUCGCCCAGCGCUGAGUCGCCAACCUCGUCGCGGAUCACAUCGAUUCCUAAGCCCUCCCGCACCGUCAGCAAGCAGGCAGAUGGCAGGUUUCACUGUCCGCUGGAAGACUGCAAAGAGGCGGUUCGAUCAUUUCCGCGCAAAUGCGAGUGGAACAAACACAUGGACAAGCAUGAGCGCCCUUACCGAUGUCUGGCCGAGGGAUGCGAGAAACUUCCCGGCUUCACCUACCCGGGUGGCCUCUCUCGACACGAGCGUGAGGUGCACAACAAGCACGGCGGGCCCAAGCACACGGUCAACUGCCCGCACCCCAACUGCAAGCGUUACACCGGCAAGGGUUUCUCCCGCCAGGAGAACCUUAACGAGCAUCUCCGCCGCGUGCACACGAGCCCCGACGACGCUUCGCCGCUGGCUGCCACCGCUACCGCCGCCACUGCCGCCGUCGACUCGGCCGCAGGCUCGCCCGACGAUAACGAGAGCGAGCGCAGCGGUGCGAAGCGUAAGCGCCGGUCGAGCGGCGAGCGCCCCUCCUCCUCGGAUGAGGUUGCCGAGCUCCGCCAAGAGAUCAAGCGCGUGCGUAUGGAAAACGAGAAGCUCAAGCAAGACAUGGAGAAACAGGCGCGGGACUCGCUCACUAUGGUGGGCCAAAUAGCCCAACUGCAGAACGCGCUGAGUCUCGGCCACAGCCUCUCCGAGCACGGCCUCAGUGCUCCGACGGCACAAAUGAUUUAG
Messenger RNA from Beauveria bassiana ARSEF 2860, 1047 nucleotides. RefSeq names its product C2H2 transcription factor. The coding region runs from base 1 to 1047 and encodes 348 amino acids. The record is from RefSeq and is a predicted model, not a curated record. The transcript is spliced from 2 exons. Gene Ontology annotation, biological process: regulation of transcription by RNA polymerase II. Gene Ontology annotation, cellular component: nucleus. Lineage: Eukaryota; Fungi; Ascomycota; Sordariomycetes; Hypocreales; Cordycipitaceae.